Funneliformis geosporum is the source of this 483-nucleotide messenger RNA. Lineage: Eukaryota; Fungi; Glomeromycota; Glomeromycetes; Glomerales; Glomeraceae. The record is from the annotation of a GenBank genome assembly.
AUGUAUAUUCAAGGUAAUGAGGCAGCAAUUAAGCGUGUAUCGGAUAAGGUAACAGAAUCCUGUGUUUUAACCAAAAAGGAUUUGUUUGCUAGAUUUAGUUUCUUGGUUGUUUGUGUCAGAAUUUGUAUUGCGCAUCCUACUUGGAUACCUCACAUAGCGGAUAUUCUAGAAUGUGGUCCUGUGUGUGAUACGUUGCUGCCGUUGAGCGGUUUAUCCUUAGUUAUAAUAGUGCAAAAGACAUGGAACACAUCAUUUAUAUUCUCUCACGGUAGAGGUAACCCACCUAUUCUCGGAUCGAACUGGCGUUUAGGCAGUGAAGUUGCCUUUAAUGAUGGAAAGGGGCCUCAAAAGGAACAGGGGACAAUUGGGCAACCAAGCCCGGAGGGCUAUAAUCGGCCGGAGGCCUCUCAAGGGCUCCCCGCCCUGGUCUUGGAAAGCGUUGAAAGGGAUAAUACCUUAGUUGCUUCAUCAAGGGACUUGUAG